UUCAGAUUGAACCCUUAACAUGGAUACCAUUAAAACUAUCCAAACAAGGACAUCCAUGAAACGUAUAUCAGAGUCAGUGUUCAUGAGACUUUGUCGUAAACUCGGUACCUCACAGCAGGUGGCCAUGAGGAGAGAUGUGGUGGACAUCAGUGAGAUGAUACAGGUUCAAAAGACCGCAAUAAGUGGUUCAGCGAGUAUGCUGUUGAGUGGGAGUCACAGAGAAGGAUUCAGACUGGAGGGAUCAGAUAUUGACUAUAUGUUCUGGCCAAAUGAUCACCGUGUGAUCUGGGACUUAUCUCAGUCUCGGUAUUACAACUCACACCGACAAACACUGAUCCUCUGUGACUGUUCUGAUAGUCCACCAGGAUUUACUUUAUUAUAUUUACUCUCACUAAGCGUGCUAAAAAAAGUUCAAUAUGCUUGUGUUCGAAUGAAUAAUAGACAUUAUAUUUCUAGUUCUAAAUACAGAGAGAUCUCGUGUGCCUUACCCUCGUCAGUUACUACGUCUCUUCACGGACCAUGUGCCCGCGGAUUUAUUGGACCAAAUGAAUUUGAUAAUGCCCACUGUUUUGUUAGUGACUUUUGGCCUCCAUCUGCCUCUUCAUGGAUAGCCAGAUGUCACUCAUGGCCCCAACCUCAUGUCGUUGAUGAUAUAGUAGAAAAUGGGUGUCAUUUUGUAGCUAUAGGACAUAAACUAGGAAGAAAUGAAGUCAAUGAAUGGAGAAUUUCUUUCUCACGGGCGGAAUGUAAACUUGUAUAUGUCAUGAACCAUUGCCAGUUCUUAACCUAUGGUUUGCUCAAAUUGUUUUUAAAGGAAAUAAUUAACAGUGAAUUAAAUGAUAGAGGGAAAUUGCUGUGUUCCUAUCACAUGAAAACAGCAGUUUUCUGGGUUAUUCAACAGAAUAUCAUGCUUCACUGGUGUCCACAAAAUCUCCUGGAGUGUUUCUGGGUCUGUUUUAAACUCAUCCUCAAAUGGGUGUUUGAUGGAGUCUGUCCAAACUUCUUUAUUCCAGCUAAUAACAUGUUUCUGGGUAAAAUUCAUGGUGCAGCACAAAAUUAUUUAUUUAUUAAAAUGUAUGGAUUGUAUAAGAAUGGGAUUGGAUUCCUGCUACACAGUCCAUCUAUUAGAUCUUCCAUUAUGACUGCCCUUUAUAACCCUAGAAACCCUAUCCAGAAACUCUGUACAGACGAGCACACUCUGAUUUCUGAAAAUGAAUUUGAUAUAGAAUUGUUUCGAGAAAUACUAAGAAAUGCUUCAAUAUGUAUAUACAAAGCACCUCUACAGAGCUGUAUAAUGUACCUACAGGCAAUAGAACACUUGAUCAGUGAGCAUUCCAUGACACAGUAUCAAAUCAUCAGGUUGCAGAAAUUUACAGCCUCUAUCUUUCAGAAUCUUCCCUUUACACUAUCACUACACACGAUGACUUGCGCAACUGAAAACAAACUGAGGUAUAGAGCUGAUAAGAUCUCCUGUCACAUGCUGAAAUUAUCAGCCAAGUUUGGUUGUAUCUCUGACUUGCUGUACAUAGCUAUGUAUUAUUACAAGACACUUAGAUAUAAGAAAGCUUUACCUAUUAUAGACAUGGUAAAGGUCAGGUUAACACAGCCAUAUGUGAUAUAUAACCCUUAUGUAGAUGCGGAGACGUAUAUACAGGCUGUAGGGGGACAGUCUUGGUCUACAAAAAUGAGACAGGCUUUAUCAUAUGACAUCGACCUUGUAAACUUAAUUCAUUAUAUUUGUGAAUUAAUACCAGAACAGCAGUCUGGUCUUAAGUAUGUUACAUUUUCCUCAUGUAUCCCACUCUUUGUGCUGUUACACAUGUUAGAGAUUCUUUGUUGCAGACAUUUAGAUACAAGAAGAGCACACACAGCUCUUGAUGAUCUACGAACCUUAGUUCAGUUUGAUCAGGGACAGUUUAUAUCUUCAGAUCUCAGAGACAUAUCGUGA
Molecule: messenger RNA, 1948 nt
Organism: Saccostrea cuccullata (small rock oyster)
Lineage: Eukaryota; Metazoa; Mollusca; Bivalvia; Ostreida; Ostreidae
Exons: 2
Coding region: 20-1948 (642 amino acids)
Source: RefSeq, a predicted model, not a curated record